AUGGCGCCUGCUCGGAAACAAACUAAAGGCUCAGCAGAAUCGCAGGGGGAGGCUGUGUCGGGGACAAAGCCACGUACCCUUCGACCGGUCCCCUUCUAUCUGCCUUUGAAUAUCACGCUCUAUGUAUGCCUUGUAUCCAAUGGAAUUGCAGCUUUUCUAGCCCCUAUCCAAGACUGUGAUGAGGUCUUCAACUUCUGGGAGCCGACGCACUACCUCGAUUACGGAUAUGGGCUUCAAACCUGGGAGUACUCGCCGGUCUAUUCGAUUCGGAGCUGGUUAUACAUUUCUCUCCAUAGCAUUGUAGGGAAAGUGGCUUCCCUAGCAUUUGAUAAAUCCGCGGGGUUUUAUAUCAUCCGACUAUUCCUGGCUAUAGUAUGCGCCGCCUGCCAGACCAGACUUUAUUCCGCCAUCUGCCGCACACUGAGCCCAAGAAUCGGACUUAUCUUUAUUAUGAUUGUCGCUUUUAGUCCAGGCAUGUUCCAUGCCUCAUCUUCAUUCCUCCCGUCCAGUUUUUCGAUGUAUACAUCCAUGCUCGGCCUGGCUGCUUUCUUGGAUUGGAAAGGGGGCCAGAAAACAGCGGAAGGGAUUAUGUGGUUUGGCUUGGGUGCGAUUGUCGGUUGGCCGUUUGCAGGAGCUCUAGUGCUUCCUCUGCUUUUUGAGGAAGCUGUCCUGAGCUUCCUCUCGGCAAAUUUAGGGAAAUUCUGCUUUGAUGUUUUCAAUGGGGGGCUGAGGUGCCUGGCGAUUCUAGCCCUGGAAGUUGCUGUCGACUAUGUUUUCCUUGGAAAACUAACCGUUGUUCCGUGGAACAUCGUCGCAUACAACGUAUUUGGGGGAGAAGGCAGAGGGCCAGACAUCUUUGGUACCGAACCCUGGACGUUCUAUAUCAAGAACCUCCUCCUGAAUUUUAAUGUUUGGUUCAUUUUUGGGAUCUUUGUGGGGCCAUUGCUACUACUGCAGGCAAUAUUCCGAGCCCGAUCCACAAGCCUCGAGACCCUGCUCAGGACUGUCACUCUUAUCAUGCCGUUUUAUAUGUGGUUUGCGAUCUUCACUGUACAACCCCACAAGGAAGAGAGGUUUAUGUACCCAGCAUAUCCAUUCCUGGCCCUCAAUGCGGCCAUUGCUUUCCACAUGGUGCUCGCAUUUAUCGGUUCUAACAACCCUAAAGAGCUGAUUGGCCGGGUUCCUGCAAAGGUUAAGCUCGCCGCCGUGAUGUCUGUGAUUCUAGUUGCUAUCAACGGUGGCCUCCUGAGGAGUCUUGGUAUGAUUACUGCGUACAAUGCGCCGUUAAAGGUGUUUGAGCCGUUCGAACAACCCGGGGUAGCUCAUGCGGGGGAUAUUGUAUGUUUUGGCAAGGAGUGGUACCGGUUUCCAUCAUCAUUCUUUCUCCCAGAUGGCAUGCGAGCCAAAUUUAUCCGAAGUGAAUUCCGUGGAUUACUACCUGGGGAGUUCCCCGACGCGCCAACUUAUUCAGCUCUCCUUGAGGGUGCCUCGAGGGUUCCAGAGGGCAUGAACGAUCGCAAUGAGGAAGACGCUGGGAAAUACACCGACAUCUCGCAGUGUUCCUUCCUCGUGGACUCAUAUUUCCCCAGUCACGAAGCCUCCGAGCUGGAGCCUAAUUAUGUACAAAAUCAAACAGAGUGGGAAGAAAUGUCAUGCAAGGCUUUUCUUGAUGCAUCUCAAACGAGCCUUCUGGGUCGUCUCAUCUGGAUUCCUGAUCUGCCGAUUAUGCCAGAUCGUUUUCGAAGAAAAUGGGGACAAUAUUGUCUCCUACGGCGGCAAUGGAUUCCAUCCGACUUCCAAAGACCACCAGCGUCACCAUUCCCUGACUGGGACGUCCACAAGACAAAGCCAAUUCCGUACCGACCAUUCAGAUAUGGACCGAAGUAUUUCGUCACGAUGGGUUUAAGGAGUAUGAAAUGGGACGAAUGGAUCGAGCUUGACAAUCACUACCUACGGUACCAUGCAGACAAAGCGCAAAGAAUCCAAGAACGCGGCGAUAAAUGCUGCAAAACCGGCCCCGAAGCAUGGGACGCUGCAAUCGAGCUCCUGGAAGAACUAUGCUCCUACCUCCCAGAACGCUACCCAACAAUGUUCCAAAAAACCGCCGUCGGAAUCACCAACACAAUCACGCACGAAACCUUCAACAUCACCCAACGUCCGCUCCCCGAAGACCCCAUGAUGACCUGCGCCCGCCUCGUCCAAGACGACCUCGCGCUGAUGAUCGAGAAGCCCGACGGAGAAUACUACCUGCUGGCGGGGGCCAUCCUCCUCGCCGGGUUCUGGCGCCUCAGCGACAAAUACGGCAUGCGGCUAUCGGAAAUCCACACCUCGGGCGACGUCCCCCAGUACACAGAAAGGCUGGAAAGGGGCAUGAUGAACUUCUUCCGCCGGCUUCGACCCGAGGACCCCGUCCUCCGGCACAACUACUUCCUCCAGGUCGACGACGGUCUCGCCUGGUCGCAUAGCAUCGGCGCCGAAGACGCCGCCGCCAGCAGCAGCAGCAGCGUCUCGUGGAGCACGGCCGAAAAGAACAGGGCCAUCCGCCACCACUAUUUCCGCUCCGAGCGCCAGUCGCUGCGCAGGCUGCCCCGCUCGGGCGCCGUCGUCUUCACCAUCCGCACUUAUUUCGAGCCCGUCGUCGCCGUUGCGGCGGAGCCCUAUGUGCCUGGGCGGUUGGCCUCCGCGGUCCGCAGCUGGGGGGCCGAUGUGUCACGGUAUAAGGGGAGAGAGAGGUACGAGGCGGUGUUGCUGGAGUAUUUGGAUCAGAGGCAUGAGGAGCAGGUUGCUGCGGGGUUGGAUUUGGACCGGGAGGACGAUGUCCGUAGGUAUCCUUGGUAG
This is a messenger RNA of Aspergillus ochraceoroseus IBT 24754, 2838 nucleotides long. RefSeq lists its product as uncharacterized. The transcript is spliced from 8 exons. Gene Ontology annotation, cellular component: endoplasmic reticulum membrane. The record is from RefSeq and is a predicted model, not a curated record. Gene Ontology annotation, molecular function: alpha-1,2-mannosyltransferase activity. Gene Ontology annotation, biological process: protein N-linked glycosylation. Lineage: Eukaryota; Fungi; Ascomycota; Eurotiomycetes; Eurotiales; Aspergillaceae. The coding region runs from base 1 to 2838 and encodes 945 amino acids.